Molecule: messenger RNA, 405 nt
Organism: Drosophila serrata
Lineage: Eukaryota; Metazoa; Arthropoda; Insecta; Diptera; Drosophilidae
Gene: Cpr49Ag
Product: Cuticular protein 49Ag
Cellular component (GO): chitin-based extracellular matrix
Molecular function (GO): structural constituent of chitin-based larval cuticle
Source: RefSeq, a predicted model, not a curated record
AUGUACAAGUUAGCCUUCCUAGUCUGCUCCGCCCUGCUGCUCAGCUAUGUCUUGGCCAGGCCACAGGACCAAAGGGCAGGAGCUCCUAGUGCCACAACUACGACCACAGCUGCCACCAUUGUCAAGCAGGAUAAUGUGAACAAUGCCGAUGGAAGCUUCAACAGCAGCUACGAGACCUCAAACGGAAUACGUGUGGAGAACAUUGGCUACCUGAAGAAGAUCAUUGUGCCCAAGUCAGAGACCUCCGAUGGUCAGGUUGUGGAGGAGCAUGAGGAACUGGUCCUGGUCCAGACAGGCUCCUACAGCUACAGUGAUCCCGAUGGCAAUAUCAUCACUCUGCGCUACGUGGCCGAUGAGAAUGGUUUCCAGCCCGAAGGCGAUCAUCUGCCGGUGGCACCGCAAUAA